Molecule: messenger RNA, 2820 nt
Organism: Cygnus atratus (black swan)
Lineage: Eukaryota; Metazoa; Chordata; Aves; Anseriformes; Anatidae
Gene: E2F7
Product: E2F transcription factor 7
Exons: 12
Coding region: 1-2787 (928 amino acids)
Biological process (GO): regulation of transcription by RNA polymerase II
Cellular component (GO): RNA polymerase II transcription regulator complex
Molecular function (GO): DNA-binding transcription factor activity, RNA polymerase II-specific; RNA polymerase II cis-regulatory region sequence-specific DNA binding
Source: RefSeq, a predicted model, not a curated record
AUGGAGCCCGGCGUCCUGAGCCUGCGGGGCCGGCCGGGGCGGAGGGGCCGCGCGGAGCCCGAGGAGGCGCAGAAGGAAAACAUAUUUGAUCGAUCCAGGAUGGCCCCAAAGACUCCCAUUAAGAAUGAACCAGUUGAUUUAUCAAAGCAGAAAGGCUGCACCCCGGAAAGAAAUCCAAUUACACCUGUUAAGCUCAUUGACAGACCUCAGCCUGACCCCUGGACCCCCACUGCUAACCUGAAGAUGCUUGUUAGUGCUGCUAGCCCCGACAUGAGGGACAGGGAAAAGAAGAAGGAGCUCUUCAGACCUAUAGAAAACAGCGAGCAGAACGACAUAUCUGAUUCAUUACAGUAUGAUAUGGUAGACGACAGCACGGUUGAUGAAUUUGAAAAGCAGAGGCCCAGCAGAAAACAGAAAAGCUUAGGACUCUUGUGCCAAAAGUUUCUAGCUCGCUAUCCAAGUUAUCCAUUGUCAACAGAAAAAACUACUAUUUCUCUGGACGAAGUGGCUUCAAUUCUUGGAGUUGAGCGGAGGCGAAUUUAUGACAUAGUGAACGUCCUGGAGUCCUUGCACCUGGUCAGCCGCGUGGCCAAGAACCAGUACUGCUGGCACGGCCGGCACAACCUUAGUCAAACUCUGAAAAUGCUUCAGGAGGCAGGAGAGCUGCAGUAUGGAGAGCUAAUGACCUUCCAGCACAAGGAACAGGACUUCGAGUAUAAGCUUGGAGAGCGGAAAAAGGAAACUGUUCCAGAUUCUCAAGACAGACCGUUACUUGACUUUUCAGAACCAGAUUGCACCUCCGCAUCUGCGAACAGCAGAAAGGACAAGUCGUUGCGGAUAAUGAGCCAAAAGUUUGUCAUGCUGUUCCUUGUCUCCAAGACCAAGAUAGUCACUCUGGACAUUGCAGCAAAGAUAUUGAUUGAAGAAACCCAGGAUACAGUGGACCACAGCAAAUUCAAAACAAAGGUACGAAGGCUGUAUGAUAUCGCCAAUGUUCUUACCAGCCUGUGCUUGAUAAAGAAAGUUCACGUCACAGAGGAACGGGGACGCAAGCCAGCUUUCAAGUGGAUUGGGCCCGUGGAAUUCCCCGGAAAGAUUGAUGAGCCAAGAGGGCAUAACCCAACAUCUGAUCCUCUACCAGGGGAGCAGAGAGGCGCCUGUGCCCCAUACCCGAUCUGUGCUACUGGGAAGCAAAGGUUUACACGUCACGCAUCGUUUAACGGCACGCAGCCUUGUGAAGGGACCAAAAGGAAGGUCAGUUCUGAGCCCAGCAGUCCACGUCAGGAGAGGCAAGCCUAUAUUGUGAACUCAGAUGAAUAUUGCUCAAAAAUGAGAAAUCUAGCAACCGUCUGUAGGCAGAAAAUAGAGGAAGAUACUAGGACCAAAGUUUGUGCCACAGAAACAAUACUGAAUUCAGCAAGGAACCCAAGUAUAACCUCACCUCUCUCCCUUCUUACGGUUCCUGGGGACUCUGAUUUUUGUGUUAACCCUUUGCCUCAGGCAGUUUUCCCUGUGGUUCAGGCAGACGUGCCAAGUGUCUUGCUGCCAAAUGGGGUCAGCAACCAAGCUCUACAACCCUCCGCUCCAGCAGCCUCCACAACAGAAAAUGGAAAACCUACUCUGCUCCCCAGCCAGCCCUUCUUGUGUUUUCCCUCAUCAUCCCUUUUUAUGUUGUGCGGUGGUCUUCAGGAAAAUCUCUUGAGGGAGAACUUGCCUGCAGCAGGAGACGUAGGAAACAGGAGCGCAGAGGAGAAGGCCUCACCUGUGGAAGCUCAGGGUGCCGGCCCUCCAGCUGGCUGUCAGAAACGCAGCUCCCACGAGUGCACGUCGCCCUCUGCACCUAUAGAUGAUGAAGAGCCAGCUGCUAAAAAGCAGACUGUGGAACAGAGUGAUGGCCCUCUCUCACUUGUAGUACCCAAGAAGCCUUCUGAGUUGCACAAGGCAGAUUCUACCCCAGGGAGCAGCUGUGCAUCUGCUGUACAUCUAGAAGCUUUUCAUCUUGACCUCUCAAGUCCUGCUGCUCCAGAGACUAAAGACAAAAAGUCUACGAGCCCUUUAGAUUCUCAGGAGCAAGAAAAAUGGCCUAAGAAUAAAGACCCCGACGAACCUUCUCCAGGAAAAGAGCACGCCUCUAAAGAAAAUGCCAAUCAACCUUUUCUGCCACAGUAUCUUUAUGUUCAGCCUACUGCUGGACUAGGCAAUUUUAAUUUCCUGUUCUCUGCAAACCAAGCUCCCGGUGCCAUUGGGCUGGCUGCAAGCCAGUUACCUUCUCUGAGCAUCCCCUGUGUCAUGGUGCCAUCAGCAGCCUUGGCUUCCUUCCCUCUCGUCUGUUCUCCUGCGAUCCCCAGCCCUCUUCCUCCGGUUCCUGAUGGCUCCUUCUCAGCUGCUGCCUCCAUGAAUAUCAGCAUGUCUGGCCUGGCAUCGACAGCACCUGUUUUCAUCGGCACCACGGCAAUGGUUACUCCAAAUGCCCCCCCCUCGGUGGAUCCCCAGCAAACAGCUCACCCCGCUGUGCACCUGAGUCCUGUGCUUGCCAGGUCCUGCAGUACUGUUAAACUGGACUCCCCUGUGUGCAUGGGGCAUCCGGUGACCCUCCUGAAGCUGCAGCAGCCUUCGUCAACUCCUGUCACUCCCAAGAGUAUUCGUCCUGCGCGUCAUGAGACAUUUUUCAAAACUCCUGGAAGUCUUGGAGAUCCUGGUGCAUGGAAAAAAGGUGAAGGCAGCCAGACCAGAAAUGCCAGCUCUGUGCAGAGGCGACUAGAAAUCUCUAGUAGCAGCAAUGACUAACUCCACAGGUUGCAAAGGGUGGGCAGAUUGUCC